CAACAGAGAAUAAACAUGUCGACGAAGUUAAUUAUUCUGUUGGCACUCUUAACUGUUUGCCAUCAGUCUCAAGCUAAACCACACCUGGGCAUUUUCCAGGGUUUCAAUCCUUUGGAGAGCAUCAAAAGUGCAUGGCAGCGCCAUGUUGCAAGAUUUUUUGAACACUUGGAACAACCAUCUGUGAAAAAUGAAGCGGAUCAACAAGAAUCGCAACACAUACCAGAAGAAGAAAAAAAAUUAUCAUACAGUAAAAAGCAUGAAGCGUCUGACGAAAUAUCGCAACCUAUCCAUGUUGAUAUAUCUGUCACAUCAUCGGUUGGCGACGAAUCCGAUUCAUCGACUGUACCUUCUUUAGUGGCCGCGGAAGAAUUUAAAUCGACAUCCGAAUCUAGUAACAGUGAUAAAUCCGUCGGAACGGCUGAUUUUAAGCAGGUUCAAACGUCUACUCAGUCAUCUGACGAUGACCUGAGCAAGAAAUGCAUUAUAUGGUAUGAGGAUAUGAGAAAUAAAAAAACGACCAAAUCAUCAUCGACAGACGCAUCAUCGGAUGAGAAGGCUGCAGGCUCAGAAAAAUCGAGUGAAAAAACCACAACGGAAUUAUCACAUCAGGUAACUAAUGAAUCCUCUUCGGAGAGAGAUGAUAAUGAAAAAACAACUGACCGAGUUACCAGGUCACCAAAUAAUUCUGAAGACACUGUAAACACUUCUGAUCGAACGACAAACUUGGUCGACGGAACAUCAGAAUCUGUAAUCUCAACUAUGAAAUCUGUCGAUGAAGUUAUUUCAUCAUCAGAAUCAUCAAAGUCCACUUCAGUAAGUAGGUCAGAUGAUUCGAGUACCAACUCACAGAAAUCCGAAACGGUUGAGACGAACAAAAGUUACUCGGCUGAUGGAACCUCUAAAUCGUCCCGAAGUUAUUCAAAGAAUGAAUCAAGAAAUUCAAAAGCGACAAGCUCAAAAUCUUCGUCAAGCAGCUCUAAGUCUAGCAACACGUCAUCCAGAUCCUCCUCAAGACACGAAUCAUCUCGAACCGAAGCGCAGAUCGCCACAGGUUCUAAAUCAAGUGCAGUCAGCUCAGAAUCGUCAUCGUUGUCUACAUCCAACGAAUCUUCGAAUUUGUCUGAAAAAAGCUCUUCCAGUCAUGGAUCACACAAGAUGAGCGAUGCAUCCUAUGCAGUUGUGGACGAGGAUACUGUACAACAGAAGGAUCACGGCAGCAACCGGGAGCAUUCUGAAUUACAUGAGACCGAUGAACAAAGCUACUCCCGCACAGAAACCGGAAUACAUAACCAGAAGUCUUCUGAUAUUCGAAGAACUGAAAGCGAGAGCGUUUCGCGCCAGGAAAAGCUGAAGGAAGACGAAAGGUCCUCGAACUCAUACGAAACUAGAGAACAGGUGGACUCGUACCAACACGAAUUCGAAGAAAAGAAAAAAUCCAGACAAAACUAUGAGAAAGUAGAAGAAAAAGAAUCGAACAGUAAAAUUAUUGAAGAGAACCAGAAGUCCUCCAAGACGUACGAAUCUGUGGAGGAGACGAAAUCACACAACCAAGUCAUUGGAAAGACCCAAGAAUCCUCCAAGACCUACGAAUCUGUGGAAAAGACAGAAUCACACGACCGAGUCGUUGAAGAGACCCAAGAAUCCACCAAGACCUACGAAUCUGUGGAAAAGACGGAAUCACACGACCAAGUCGUUGAAGAGACCCAAGAAUCCACCAAGACCUACGAAUCUGUGGAAGAGACGGAAUCGAACCAAGAAAUAGUCGAAGAGACCCAAGAAUCCACCAAAACCAACGAAUCUGUGGAGGAGACGGAAUCACACGACCAAGUCGUUGAAGAGACCCAAGAAUCCACCAAGACCUACGAAUCUGUGGAGGAGACGGAAUCGAACCAAGAAAUAGUCGAAGAGACCCAAGAAUCCACCAAGACCUACGAAUCUGUGGAGGAGACGGAAUCACACGACCAAGUCGUCGAGGAGACUCAAGAGUCCUUCAAGACUCAGGAAACCAUCCAUGAGACAGACUUACGCCGAGAGAUCUCCGAUGAAAACGAAGCAUCAUCUCAUUCUCAUAGAAUCGAAGAACAUUCUGAGUCACGUCAAGCGAGUUCCGAUGAAAACCGUCACGCAUCUUCAGUCAGUGACCACACAUAUUCCAAUUCGAAAGGAACCGAAGAACACAGUUUCUCGCGCCAAGAGGCCAGCAAAGCAAACCAAGAAUCGUCGCAGUCCCACGCUAGCGAAGAACGAUCUGUCUCGCAACAGGCUGCCCGUGAACGCAGGCACGAGUCAUCCACGUUCUCCGGAUCUACCGAAUCGUCCAGGGCCUCCUCUAGCAAGUCAUCUUCGACUUCCUCCAGCAGCAGUUCAGCUUCGUCUUCCUCCAGCAGCAAUUCAGCUUCGUCUUCCUCCAGCAGCAAUGCAGCUUCGUCUUCCUCCAGCAGCAAUGCAGCUUCGUCUUCCUCCAGCAGCAGUUCAGCUUCCUCUUCCUCUAGCAGCAAUGCAGCCUCGUCUUCCUCCAGCAGCAGUUCAGCUUCGUCUUCCUCUAGCAGCAAUGCAGCUUCGACUUCCUCCAGCAGCCAGUCAACUUCGACCUCUGUCGCUGAUUCAUCUGUAAAAUCAUUCUCCGAAGUGUCUAAUAGCAACGAAGCUACAUCUCAAGAUACUGCGUCCUUCACUCGUGAUCCUUUCACGACUUUGAAUAAAUUCUCCGAAAGAAUCGCCUCUCUUAGCGAGUCUAUCGCGGCAUAUUUUCAGGCUAAAUCGCACGAAGCCACUGAAGGCGUCGAGAAUAUCGCUGCUAGAAAAGCUGACAUCGUAGCGCAAAUAGUGGAACUACGGGAAAAAGUUGAGAAUGCUUUAGUGGCUGCAAAGAAAACUGGAGUUUUCAUUUAUAUCUGCGCCGUCGAAAAGGUAUCAGCUCAACUCAACGCAUACGCUGGUUUGUUGACCAACUUUUCGCACAAUGCCGGUUCACCAGUCGAAGUUCAGUCGCCAUCUUCGUUACACAAUUAGAUGAUGUCAGCUACAAUUACUGAGCGAUAGCGUUUGGAAUGAUUCAAAUUAAUAUUUGACGUUAAUUCUUUUCCAUUUUUUGGUGAAAGUUUUCUAAUGCGUCGCCAAAAUCUUGAAAAGUCCGACUUUUUUUCAUGCACAUAACACGAAUAGCCUUGUGCUCACCAUGGGUUUAACGUACGUCAUCUUUCCUGCUCGUAAUUUUCUCCAAUGAUGCGACUUCUUAUCGAAGUGCGACAACAUUUGUUCCGUUGCUAGGUGCAAAUCUGAUUAUUGUGAUCACUUGGAAAAAAUUCGCCGAGUUUUCUCCAAAUACCUGCUAUGUAUGCUUCUGUCAUCGUUUGCCAAUAAAUAUAUAUCACAAACA
Messenger RNA from Athalia rosae (coleseed sawfly), 3379 nucleotides. RefSeq names its product serine-rich adhesin for platelets-like. The coding region runs from base 16 to 3012 and encodes 998 amino acids. The record is from RefSeq and is a predicted model, not a curated record. The transcript is spliced from 2 exons. Lineage: Eukaryota; Metazoa; Arthropoda; Insecta; Hymenoptera; Athaliidae.